This is a messenger RNA of Topomyia yanbarensis, 5534 nucleotides long. RefSeq lists its product as uncharacterized. The record is from RefSeq and is a predicted model, not a curated record. The transcript is spliced from 3 exons. Bases 147 to 5444 code for a protein of 1765 amino acids. Gene Ontology annotation, molecular function: ATP hydrolysis activity. NCBI's taxonomy places the organism in Eukaryota, Metazoa, Arthropoda, Insecta, Diptera, Culicidae.
UUAUCAUUCUGGAUCUGGGUAAACAUAAUAUUAUUAUUCCGAUUGCGGUAGCCGUGAUUUUGGUUGAUUCGAUUAAAUCCUUCAGUUGGAAUACACAGUAUCUACAAUAAAUUGCAAUUACUGUUUUGCACUGAACAUCACGUAAAAUGGAACAUCAACCCAAACUAGAAGCAGAAGUUGCUACGCCGCAGCCGUCACCUGUGAAAAUGGAAGCGAACCGGUACGGUUCAGUGUACCAGCUGAAACUGUUGAUGCUUUUCCUGAAACGCGGUUUAAACCAUGGAUAUUCGUUCCGGCUGACAUUAGAGAAGUUUGAAGAUGUUUUGUUCCAGCGCACCGAUAAAGCUAGCAAUAGGCAAAUCUGCCGAUUUAUGCAAAUCAAGCACGCCCCGAAUGAUUCCAUUGCAAUCGAUAUGAAAGCUUUUCUAGAUGAUGAGAACAGUAAUUUCAGCUUGAAGAGGUGUUUUCUUUUGUAUAGAGUUAUCAAGCAGGAUCCGGAGAUCGGGAAAACUCUGAAAGAUUUUGUUAUUUGUACUCGAGCUGACGUAGAUGAGGAGAUCAAGGAUUGGUUUCAGAUUGAUUACGAACAGGACAGUAUCCUGGAUUACGGGGAGCUGAAGUGCAAACAAUUGAAAUUUCGAAAAUCGUUCCCCGGGAAAGAAGAUUUGGUUAGUAAAAUACAGGAAGUUUCUGUAGUGUUCAUGUUGGCCAAAAAGCUCGCCGAGUGUGUGUUGGAAAAGAAGCCUGUGUCUAUGGAUGAUGAUUUAUUUAGAAAGUUUCACGUUGUGCUAGGAGCAAAAGUGCUCAAUUCAAGGAACUGCAUACACAAGGAGAUGAAAGGGAAAAAUCGCAGAUUGUCUCAUUAUUUCGUAAAGUUCCGUAAAGACUUUUUGCAAGGAAAUUCGCCGGAGGUGGACACGUUCAGACAUGCUUUUGCGAAGGCAUAUCAAAGUAUGGCACCACCGCACCAGAUGGAUGUUUGGUCGCAGUUGAAGACGGUUGAGCUACGGGUUUCGCCGGCAUUCGUCAAGAAGCCAGCAUCGUAUUGGGCGAAGUUGCCGAAUGAUGCGGUUCCUAUAGGUGUUAUCGAGGAGUUUCUCGAUACACUCGUGUUCGCAGUAAACCAACCCAGCAUGAAACAGUUGGAUAGCGUUAUCGGAGAUGAGAUGGGUGACCAUAAGACGACAAAACUAAUCGGCCAUGAAGUGAUAUCCUGCAUUUUUCAGGAUAACUUGCUCAACUGGAUGAAGAGUACCAAAACAAACACUCUUACCCAUCAAGAUGGGGUGGCAUUUUUCGAGCAAGUCAAAUAUCAACUAGUAAAAAUGGGAGUAAUGUUUCCAGGCAUGAGCUGUGAAUCAAAAAUGGAACAGUUUGGGUUAGUUUUCACAAAGGAACUGCCCCGUGUAGUUGAUUUCUUGAAUUCAACCGAUAAACAAAUCUUAAACACUGUCAGUUUCACCAGCACUGAGUUGAGUACCCUUAAGGUGUAUCAAGCUGUGUUGAGACAUCAGGCACCCGACAGUUGCAUUUGUCUUACGCUGAAUUGCUUGCAACAUAUGCGACAUCGACUAAUAAAAAUGAUGAUGUCGAAUGAGUCGUACAACGUUCUGAUUCUUGAGUGUAGACCUACGAGAAAGAACUCAAACACCAUGCAAACUGAAGUGCGUGAAAUCUAUUCACACUUGAAGGAUUUUUUCAACUACUAUCCAAAUAGAAAAAUUAUACUGGUGACAUAUACGGGAAACUUGAUGAGUGCGGAGUUCAAAAAAGAUUUUCCCCACGCGUACGAAGAAUGGGACGAUGUAACUGGAAACGUGACGGAUCUAGCAUCGCCCAAAUUACUACUGAAGAGCAAGCAGGUUAUAUUCCAAGGAAAUCCAGUCUACUUGGACGAAUUGGUGGACGAAAACAGUCAACGGUUGAUCGAUGACGAAGUAUUAUCUAAACUGAUCACUAAUUUCGACAUACAGAUUGGUAGCAAACGUUCAGAUCUGCGGCCGCUGGAUACCUUGACCAGAAGAUCAUCGAGAAAAGUGAAAGUGGAACACCUCCGAGAAUUGUUUCAGAUGGUUGGCCAACGGCACGUAAUGGUUGUUAGCGGGCUACGAAGCAAGAAUGAGGCCUGUGAGUUGCUCUCCAUACGGCAGGAGGAAGUGAAAAAUUACGGUGAGAGCUUGGAUGUGCACAACGAUAAAUGUGUGUUGUUGACCGGGGGCCACGAUGAGAAGCAUUUGAAAAGUUUUAAGGAAGUUUCCAAUGAAUUCGAACAGAUGGAUUUGCCGUGGACUGCUCAUCUUAUCAAUGUGAAGGGCGAUGAAAUUACUUGGAACUAUUCGUAUGAUAAAUUUUACUACGUUCAACGCAAUUUUAUUGGAAUUUUAAUAAAUAGGGACACACUGAAGAAGGUUGUUGAGCAAGAAUCUAGAAAUAUCAGACGGAAAAUUAUUUUCGCCAUUAGUGGAUUGGACAACGCCAGUCAACAGCUCGGCGAAGUUACCGCAGUCGAAGAUAUUCCAAAGGAUGAACAUAUUUCCGAACAGAUCGAAGAUGUUAAACCGGUAAAACGUGUAUUGAUUGUCAAUAUCGGAAAUGUGAAUGAUACUAAAGGAUUCGAGGACUUGUGCAAAAAGGUCGAUAUUAAAUCGUAUAACAUUCAUUGGUUGCAAAAUGAGGACAAUGGACUACACUGGCUGCGCUCUCGAGGUGAUGUUCAUGAAAUGUAUGAAUUGUUUGGUGAUGGGACUGGUCAACUUGCAAUUGACGAAAAUUUGCUGUUAGACAGAGAUAAUGUAACGGUCAUUGCUGGUGAACCAGGGUCCGGAAAGUCAACCACUUUGAAAUAUUUAGCUGAAAAGCUGUCAAAGUCCGAAUGGGUUAUUUUGCUAACAUUGUCAGCUGUUAAAGCCAAACUGGAGUGGAUGAAGGGGGACAACAGUUUGGAAAACAUCAUUGAGGAAUUCAUCGGUAAAACCAACGUCUGGGUAACAGAUAAAUUCGCGAGGGAACUGUUAAGGCAUCGAAUUCUGGAGCAAGGAAAUAUCACAUUGAUGUUCGACGGUUUCGAUGAAAUAGAUACCAAACACCAGGAUAAAGUUAUUCAACUGCUGAAAAAACUAAGGUUCACAAAAGCUAGGAUAGUGGUUUCUACCCGAAGUAGUGUGAAGGAUCGGUUGGAGAAAGCUUUUUGCGUAUUGGCGUGGGAUUUAGCACCGUUUACUGACGAGCAGCUUAGCGUUUUGAAGAGUGGGUGGACUUCGAGUUUAAAACUAAUGAACGAAAAUGCUGUGGAUGAAGAAGUUCUACAUAACUAUGUCGAUAAAUUAACUAGACUGUUCCACAAAAAUAUUCGCGAUGGGAUGUAUGAGCCCAUAGCUAUUCCGAUGUUGCUGAAAAUUUUUGCCGUAACUCAACAAUCGUACAUCGAGGAGUUUUGUCGUAACCAGAAUACGCUUCAGGAGAUAGAUACACUAUCUCUUUCGGAUCUUUAUGAACAGUUCGUUAAAAGGAAGCAUGACGAUUGUGUGAAAGAGAAAACGAAACUGUUCAAAUUCAAUGACACUUCAGCACUGUACUUCAAGCGUACUUGCAUCGAUAACCACAGAGGGAUGGCUUUUCAUAAACUUUUCAAUGUAAGUCGAACUGAACAUUAUGAGUUGUACAGGAUUCCCACUAGAAAACAGAUGACUGAUUUAGAUAUGGUUGGCAUUGUUCAUCAAAAGCAGUUCAUCCAUCGAAGUUUCGGCGAGUACUUUAUUGCCGAUAUGCUUGUCAAUUUUUUGAAAGUUCUGCGUAAUGAAGAAAGUCCAGAAUACAAAAGGACAAGAAACUUCCUGAUAGUCCAUAUUCCCAAAGAUAGCUUCAAAGUGAUUCUUAAAUUUAUAACCCAAAAGGUUGAAUCGGAACGACAUGAAUUGCUAAGCCGACGAUGGAACCAGAUUAAAGGUUGCCAACUAUCAGUGAAUGUACCUCUUAAAUACAAAUUGACCAUUGCAAAUGGUUCCCCCGAAGCAGAGGAUAGUUUUCGUGAGGCCGCGAAAGAACCAAGUGCCAUUAAUCUACGGAAUGAAGUUGAAUCUCGCAUGCAGCUGCUCAGUACUUGGCAGCACUAUACAGAUGAAUAUUUCUGCAAUGACAAUAUGAAAAUCAUUGAUGCCGAGGAGCUUUUCAGGGAAAAUUUUACCGAUCGUAAUCUUCGAGGCAUGGUAGAAUCUUUUCGAUUGUUACAUCAAGCAAAUGCACGAUCGCUGUAUAAAACUGCUGACAGAGUUUGUGCGGAGUUUAUCCAAAAGGAGCGUACUCACUAUUUCACCCAAUGCGCGAUGCAAGGAACUAUUGAUGAAUCGGAAUUCAUGGAGGUUUACCACCCGCUGACAACGGAGCCAUUGGUAAUCGAAGCAGUUGAGCUAUUGGCGCAACUAAGAAGCGAAACAAUUGCCAGUCAGAAAAUAGAACCCAUUCACAAAUUGGUACACUUGCUUAUUCCAUAUGCAACACAGACCACACAUGCCGUUGCAUUUUUGGAAACUCUAAGCUUCCUGUGCAUGUACGUACAAUUGUUCCAUCCAACGGUAACCGAUCUUCUCAAAUCGUACAUUUCCACCAAUUAUGAAACUAAACAGGAGUACAUCUCGAGAACAGUUCAAUUUGCGACCAAAAUUCCCUACGAACUUCAACAAAGCCAAUCAAUCGAAACGCUACGUGGUUUCUUUAAUCGUUUAUUCCACGACGAGGACCUGAAAUCCAUUCUAGCGGAGACCUUUGCAGGCAAAGAGCAGGACUGGUUGAGCAGCGACGGUCUUCGGAUAAUUUGCUUUCUAGAAAUCCUGACCCCAGAGUUGUCGGAACGAUACCAACAAAAUAACGAACACCCGACUGUUGACGAGAAACGCACCGAUAGUAUCGUAUCCUGGGAUUUCCAAUUCGGCACAAUAAAAUAUCUACUGAAUAGAAUUCAGCAGGAAAUUGCUCCUCGCGUUGAUAAACCGGCCCUAUUAAAGUUGCUGAUGGGUAUUUUAGCGCGAUUUUUGGCGACUAUCCACCUACAGCGUACACAACUAACCUUCACGAGUAGACAACUGCGGACUACGCUAGAACUGAUAUCGGGAUCAUUUUCGAUUGGCUUGAUUCCAUCGGCAUCGACUCUGGCGGAAAAUGUACGAUGCCUUCACCUGCUGGCGAGUGCCGGUCUGAAGUUGAUCGAUGCCGACGGCAUACUUUUGGUAGCUGAUACCGCGAGUGAUUUUCAGCACAGAAUGAUAGAGGAUCAAGUGGCCCAUGCCAUUCAGGUGUGCUACUGGCUUAAAGAAAACGCUGCCGCAAUGACUGAGGCGAUUCUGCAAAAGUGCAGCGAAAUCAUUCGAUCAGGAAAGCGACGAAUAGCGGAUGACGGAUUGCAGGGCACGAAACGACCGAAAUUUGACUGGUCCAGUGAUUAUGUUUGAAUUGAACAAGGAGAUGUAAAAGAAACUUUUAUUAUAAUUUAUGUACUAAGAAAUACUUUAAAAGAGAUUAAAUCAUUACCAGAACGAAAA